CACAUAUACCCUGCACACACACUCACACACACACACACACACACACAAACCCGGCGCGCAGAGACAGACACGCUCCCUCCCUCCGGCGCGCUCUACCCCUCGCUCGCCAGCCCGCCCGCCCGCCGCGCACGCAGCCGGCCCCGGCUCCCCGCGCCCGGCGCCCCGCGCCCCGCUGCCUCCGAGCGAAGCCGGGCUGGGCUUGGAGCUGCUCAUGGAGAAAGUGCCGGGCGAGAUGGAGAUUGAGCGCAGGGAGCGGAGCGAGGAGCUGUCCGAGGCGGAGAGGAAGGCGGUGCAGGCUACGUGGGCCCGGCUCUAUGCCAACUGCGAGGACGUGGGGGUGGCCAUCCUGGUGAGGUUCUUUGUGAACUUCCCGUCAGCCAAGCAAUACUUCAGCCAGUUCAAGCACAUGACCGAGCCCCUGGAGAUGGAGCGGAGCCCCCAGCUGCGGAAACACGCCUGCCGGGUCAUGGGGGCCCUCAACACUGUGGUGGAAAACCUACACGACCCCGAGAAGGUAUCGUCUGUGCUCGCCCUUGUGGGCAAAGCCCACGCCCUCAAGCACAAGGUGGAGCCCGUGUACUUCAAGAUCCUCUCUGGGGUGAUUCUCGAGGUGAUCGCCGAGGAAUUUGCCAAUGACUUCCCAGCAGAGACGCAGAGAGCCUGGGCCAAGCUGCGCAGCCUCAUCUACAGUCACGUGACCGCUGCCUACAAGGAAGUGGGCUGGGUACAGCAGGUCCCCAACACUACCACCCCGCCGGCCACGCUGCCCUCUUCGGGGCCAUAGGACCCCCUCUCUCCUCCCCCCUCCCAGGCAGCACCUUGAGCAGAAGGCCGAGUUCUGAAGACCCUCCUUGACCCUCCAUUUCUGGGUGCCAAGGAAGCUGGAGGAAACCCUGACUCGUCUUCCCAGAAAGAGGCAGCCUCUGCUGUGGCCACUGUCGCCACUGGAGCGGCCGGCAGGUGGCGCUGGCGGCCUGUCUGCUGACCCCAGCUCAGGGGCCUGUGGGGGUGGGGACGCUUCCUCCUUCAAGAGCUGGGCCCACUCUUCUUAGCUUUUGUACUCUCUGUCAGAGACCUAGCUGAGCAGCUGGCAGGAGUCCGGGGCAGGUGUGAGUCUCUCCAGGAGUUAAGCCAGCCCCAUUUCUAUCUGCCCGACCAGCAUGCAGGUCCCCACAUCACUAUCUAGAGCAUCACACACACUCAUCAACCAUACAGAUAUAUUCUAUAUACAAUCUCUAUAUAAUAUAUAUAUAUAUAUAUAUAUAUACAUACAUAUCUAUACUGUGUAUCUACGGGGCCCAGAGGCACACGGGAAGCCUUGGUUGUGCCCAUCUGCGUGUGGUGCAGGGAGGGGUCCUGGUCAUGCUUCUGGGCAGAGGACGGAAUGUUCUGGCUGAGAUGGGGCUCCCACCUCAGCACAGACAGGAUCUACACCUGUGGCCAGGGUGGCGGGGGACCCAAGGGCCUGGGUGGGCAGGGCGGGGGGAGGGGUGGACCCAGCUUGCCCGCAGAGUCCAGCCCAUUCUCUGACCGGCUCUGCACAUUCCUGCUUUCCACUUCCAGGUAAAAAGGAUCUGGCCUUCCCCGCCUCUCCCCGCCAAAAGGAUGUGGCUCCCUGACUUGCUCCAGCAUGGGCAAGGGCGGACAGAGGGGCCGGCCGUGUGGGACAGGAGGACCGCACUGGGGGAGGGGCCGUGGUACAGAAACCCUGAAUGCCAGCCCCAUCUGCCUUUGCUGCUAGGAGCCCAGCGGGAGUGGGGCUCCACGCGGCUGUCAGCCAUGACCGGCCAGAUGCCUCCCUCCCAUCCUGGAGCUCUGUGGGCCGAAGGCCCAGGGCCUUCCGUCCCUGACCCCGGGCUGCUGGUUAGCAGUCGGGUCCUGUCCACCCAUCUGGGUCAGAGUUGCUGGGGACCCCGUCCCCCGUGUGUGCCCCUUGGUCACGUGUGCCAUCCUCAAGGAUGUCUGGCUACUGUGGCUUCUGUGCCUGUGUCCCCUCCUGUCCCAUCCUCGUGCAGCCAUGCGUGUAACGGCCUGUCCUUUUGUAGUUUCUGAUGUUUGUAACCAGACCCACCGUGUCAUUAAACAGACUCGCUCUUGC
This is a messenger RNA of Mustela lutreola (European mink), 2098 nucleotides long. It is a transcript of the gene CYGB, whose product is annotated as cytoglobin. The transcript has 4 exons. NCBI's taxonomy places the organism in Eukaryota, Metazoa, Chordata, Mammalia, Carnivora, Mustelidae. The record is from RefSeq and is a predicted model, not a curated record. The coding region runs from base 212 to 784 and encodes 190 amino acids. Gene Ontology annotation, biological process: oxygen transport. Gene Ontology annotation, molecular function: oxygen binding; heme binding; iron ion binding.